CUCGGCCGGCCCCCGCGCCCAGGCGGCUGCUCCCUGCUGACUGGGGUGUGGGCGGGGAGCGGCGGAGGCAGGAGGAGGCGCUGCUGGCCGCCGCCGUUGCCUCCGCUGCUGGGCUCCUGGGCAGCUCCCGGGGUUUCUGCGGCCGCCAUGGACGAGCAGGCGGGUCCCGGCGUCUUCUUCAGCAACAACCACCCGGGCGCCGGCGGUGCCAAGGGUCUCGGGCCUCUGGCGGAGGCUGCCGCGGCCGGCGACGGGGCGGCUGCGGCGGGGGCGGCGCGAGCCCAAUACAGCCUCCCUGGGAUCCUGCACUUCCUGCAGCACGAGUGGGCCCGCUUCGAGGUGGAGAGAGCCCAGUGGGAGGUGGAGCGGGCGGAGCUGCAGGCCCAGAUUGCCUUCCUUCAGGGGGAAAGAAAAGGUCAAGAAAAUUUGAAGAAGGAUCUUGUGAGGAGGAUCAAAAUGCUGGAGUAUGCUCUUAAACAGGAAAGAGCCAAAUACCACAAGUUGAAAUAUGGGACAGAAUUGAAUCAGGGAGAUAUGAAGCCUCCAAGCUAUGAUUCUGAUGAAGGUAAUGAAACAGAGGUACAGCCACAACAAAACAGCCAGUUAAUGUGGAAACAAGGUCGACAACUACUCAGACAGUAUCUACAGGAGGUGGGUUACACGGAUACUAUUCUAGAUGUGAAAUCUAAACGAGUACGAGCUCUCUUGGGCUUUUCAAGUGACGUCACGGACAGGGAAGAUGACAGAAAUCAGGACUCAGUUAUAAAUGGCACAGAGGCUGAAGUUAAAGAGACAGCAAUGAUUGGAAAAUCCGAGUUAACAGAUUCUGCCUCCGUGCUGGAUAAUUUCAAAUUCCUUGAAAGUGCAGCUGCAGAUUUCAGUGAUGAAGAUGAAGAUGAUGACAUUGAUGGAAGAGAAAAAAGCAUCAUUGAUACUUCAACGAUUGUUAGGAAAAAAGCAUUGCCUGAUAGCAGUGAAGAUCGAGAUACAAAAGAAGCCCUAAAGGAGUUUGACUUCUUGGUUACAUCAGAGGAAGGAGACAGUGAGUCUAGAAGUGCAGGCGAUGGAACAGAAUGGGAAAAGGAAGACCAGUGUCUCAUGCCUGAAGCCUGGAAUGUGGACCAGGGAGUAAUUACCAAACUCAAGGAACAAUACAAAAAGGAGAGAAAGGGGAAAAAGGGGGUGAAGAGAAAAACUACCGAAGAUCUGUUUCAGCCUCUAUCCUAUAUAAAACAGUCAAAACAGGGAUGUGGGAGAAUGAAGAAUCAAAGUUCAGGGCCCAAUAGGUCAAAACUACAAGAUAUGCUUGCUAACUUGAGAGAUGUUGAUGAACUUCCCUCGUUACAGCCAUCUGUGGGUUCACCUUCCAGACCCACCAGCUCCAGGCUUCCAGAACACGAAAUAAAUAGGGCAGACGAAGUGGAAGCAUUGACCUUUCCUCCUUCUUCUGGGAAGUCCUUCAUCAUGGGAGCAGAUGAAGCCCUUGAAAGUGAACUGGGACUUGGAGAAUUGGCUGGACUUACAGUGGCCAAUGAAGCAGAUUCACUAACUUAUGAUAUAGCAAACAAUAAAGAUGCAUUGAGGAAGACAUGGAACCCUAAGUUUACAUUACGAAGUCACUUCGAUGGCAUUCGAGCCCUUGCUUUCCACCCCACUGAGCCCGUUUUGAUAACAGCAUCAGAGGAUCACACAUUAAAAAUGUGGAAUUUGCAGAAAACAGCCCCAGCCAAAAAGAGUACAUCUCUUGAUGUGGAGCCUAUCUAUACAUUCAGGGCUCAUAAAGGACCAGUGCUCUGUGUGGUGCUGAGCAGCAGCGGCGAGCAGUGCUACAGUGGGGGUGCCGACGGACUGAUCCAAGGCUGGAAUACCACCAACCCCAACGUCGAUCCCUAUGACUCCUACGAUCCUUCUGUUUUAAGGGGCCCUCUGCUGGGCCACACCGAUGCUGUCUGGGGCUUGGCUUACAGUGCUGCCCAUCAGCGCCUGUUGUCCUGUUCAGCAGAUGGCACUCUCCGAUUAUGGAAUACAGCCGAGGCUGCUCCAGCCCUAAGUGUAUUUAAUGAUAAUCAAGAAUUGGGAAUCCCUGCGUCUGUGGAUCUAGUGAGCAGUGACCCGAGCCAUAUGGUAGCAUCGUUCAGCAAAGGAUAUACAAGCAUCUUUAACAUGGAAACGCAACAGCGCAUUCUCACUUUAGAAUCCAACCUAGAUACAACCACCUCUUCCUGUCAAAUAAAUAGAGUCAUCAGCCAUCCUACUCUUCCCAUCAGCAUCACUGCUCAUGAAGACAGGCACAUCAAAUUCUAUGAUAACAACACAGGCAAACUCAUCCACUCCAUGGUAGCCCAUCUAGAAGCUGUUACAAGUUUAGCAGUUGAUCCCAAUGGCCUGUACUUGAUGUCUGGGAGUCAUGACUGUUCAAUACGUUUAUGGAACCUAGAAAGUAAGACGUGUAUCCAAGAGUUUACAGCUCAUCGGAAAAAGUUUGAAGAAUCAAUUCACGAUGUAGCUUUCCACCCAUCCAAAUGCUAUAUAGCCAGUGCUGGGGCUGAUGCACUGGCCAAAGUCUUUGUAUGACACAAUGCAUCAUCUUCACCUUCUAGCUCUUUAUAAAUAAUCAACUGCACAAAAGAGAUACAGAAGACCAGGGCAAGAAUCAACCUGUCCUGCCCUUUUGUUCUGCCGAAGGAGCACAGAGAACAUUUGUUAAAGUAUAGUUUUGCAAUUCGUAUACUGUUUUCUAAAACUAAGGUUUGUUCUGGUUGCUGCAAGCUCAGCUGAAUCUGUGAGCCUGAAAACUGUUUCAAAAUUUCCCCCAAUAGGAGCUAUUAUUUCUGAGGUUGUUCUAAUUCGCUAGGCAGGCCUGAGCGAACAUAGGUUUAGCCUGUCCCUAUUGAGUAAAUAGGGCAUGCUAUAAGGGAUAAUUAAAAAGCUUGAUGACUGGGAAUGAUAGAGGAAGAACAGAAAUUUAGACCCAGUUCUCCCCUGAGAAAUCUUGUUAACCACAUUAGGUAGUCAAAACAGUAAUCUUUACCAUAUCUGCUGUACUAACCCCGAUGUGCAUAAUGAGCAGGCAGUGUUCAAAUGAGUUUUUAAUUUAGCUCUCCUUUCAUCUGUGCACAUAAAAGCACCUGGCAAAGCAUUUUACCAUUAGGGGAAAAAAAGAAAUGCAAUAAUAUGUUAAAUAUAUUAUUAUUCAAAAAUGCUAAACAAAUAUUUAGUUUGUAAGCAGAUUUCUAUAUUGUAUUACCUUUUUGAAAAUAGAUUUGGUACCAUUGUAAAGUUAAGCUGUCAAAAACAGUCACCAUUAUCAAUAGUCAGUAGAGUCUGCUUUUACUAAAGAAUUUAACUUAUUCAGGUUCAAGAUUCUGUUUAUUUUUAAGGGCAAGCAGGGCAUAUCUUGAUAAUUUCUAUUAAUUUUAAAAUUCACUUUAUUCAUGUGAUAUUUCUAGUACCAGAGUGGUUAUCUCAUAUUGAUGAAAUCUUACCUUUUAGUGGUUGAAAAGACAGAAGUUAUCUGUGAGUACUUGUUUUUCAAAAUCCACAUAACCAUGCUUCGGAUGACCUCUUGCUUUUUCUUUGUCUCUCAUAUUCAAAUUAUCUGACACCUACCAAAAACAGUUUAUAAUUACGUUUUGACAGCCCAAAGGGUAUGGUUAAUGUCAGGCAGCUGCUUUUGCAGUACUAAAUAAAACACCUGGUUUGUGCCCCAGAAGUCUUCCAUUAAUCUAUCCAAGAAGAAGAGCCCGCUGGAAAUCUGGACGGAAGAGUUCAGUGCAUCCCUUGGUUAAAGAGUUUUCUCUUUCCCUUCCCCUACCCCUCCAUUCUUUAAUUGGAGUACACAGCGUGUUUUAAUAGGCAGUGUGUCAGUAUCGUUUCUGUGGAAAACUGUCAUAAAGGACCAGGGUUCCUUGAGCUCACCUAGGUUCCUUGAGCUCACCUAGCCUGUGACCCACAUGUGACCAGCUCUUAAGAUUCCCAUGACCCCACUCUUUGGACCUAGUGUCUUCACAUUCUUUUGUUUGCCCCAAAUGUCAGAGACCAGUAUAGAAAUUAGGAAUAAAUUAUUAAUGCCCAACUUUUCAGCAAAAUGUAUAUAUAGUAGUUUUCAUACUUAAAAUCCAUAUCCAUAAAUGUUUUAAUCUUUUAAUAUAAUUCCUACAUUCCUCUCCCAACAUAUUCCAUUGUUGUAACAAUGACACUUCUGAUGAUAUGUAUAUUUACUCUGAAAAAGUAUUCUGGUGGUGAUAUGGAUAGUAAUUGACAAUUUUUCUUUAAAAUUUCUGCUUUUCUGCCUCUGGAGUUUUGCAGCAUACAAGCUAGAUUUGCCUGGUUGAUAGACAGAUAUACUUUAAUAUUUUGACACAGCUACCUUGUCAUUUCAUCUGUGCUUUGGUUCACAGUGGGCUCAAGGGACUCCUUUCUAUAAUCGAAUGAAUUGACCUGGACUUGAACUCCCAGGUGAAUGUUUAUAUUCCCAUGCAGAUAUAGAAGUCCACAUUGUGUUUGGUUCAUUCCUCUUUUUGGUUCUUCAGUGAGUAAAAAAAAAUGGUGUUGCUAACCUAACAUAUUCAUAUAAGUAUACUGGAAAAUCCAGUCGGGUGCCCUUACUUGGCAUGUUUAUGAUGGACUAAGCUAUUGUUUUACCACUUACUGCUUAAAUUACCUCGCAAGGUCUCCAGUGCCUGCUUUACUUACAUCACUGAAAUUCUCAAAACCAAGAAAGUCUCUUCCUUUACAUUUUAUACCUCCUGGUUGAAAUUUCUCCCUUCGUGAGUGGAAAAUGACCAUGAGAUAGGUAAACUGUGGUGCAGAUGAUGGAGCUUUGGAAGUUCUUUAGCCAGCCAGUGCCGGGCCAUUGGAGACCCUAGACAGAAACAGAUUCCUCUCCACUAGCACUGUGUGAUCACAGCCUAGAAAUGAGCCAAAGCUGUCUUCCAGCCAGAGAGAAGCAUAGACAUGUAUCUGCUUUCCCCGCCAGCCUAUCAGAAAUUUAAUCCCCCAAAUGAACAAAUUCAAGAUUCACACAGUCAUUGAAAUGCUUUCAUAGUGCUUGGUUUGUAAAUAUUUUGGGUGAAAUGUAUUGGGAGAGUAUGAAAAUCAGCAGGAGACAUGGUCCCUGCCUUAUUUUCAUAUGCUAUGAAUACAUCUCUGGGACUUGCAGCACCCUUCUCAAAACCCAGAUGUCAUAUGGAGCUCAUUUGCUACUCGAACCCUAGACAGGUAUUUAACAUAAGUGAUAUAAUGACCUUCAGUAUUUUUCUAUUGAACAAGUUUAGCGAUUUUUGCCAUUAAACAGAUAAUUAGUUAUGCAAAGUAUUUAGCUUUUAUAAUCAUUUUAGUUAUGACUAAAAGGGGGGAAAUUAUGCUGCAUCACUGAUAAUGAACUUUGUGAAAAAUUUUUGUUUAUCUGACUUUCAUUCCUUCAGUAUUCUUGCUAUAAAUUUCUUUUGGAGAUAAUGAUAAAGAUUUAUUUGAAAAUGUCUAAAAUGUAUGUAUAUUUUAUAAAUAUAUAUUAUAUAUAUUGUAGGAAUAUAUAUAAUAUAUAUAGACUAUAUAUAUUAUAUAUAUAUAUUAUAUAUAUAUAUAAACCAUAGGUGCAUUUUACUGUUUUGUAUUUUCAUUCUUAGAGGUCGUGUACACCACAGGUAAUGAUGAGUAUGAUGAGUGUUGUGCUGUUUGCUUUUGCAGUAUAAUAUAUAGUUCUAAAUGUUUCAAUUACUGUAUAUACUAUAUUCAUUAUAGGCUAGCAUGCUUGUUUUAAAGACUGUCAUUCUAGUUUAUUAAAAUCUGAAUGUAAGAAAACCUGGCUAUUCAGAUGUGAAUUGAAAAAUAUUCCAUUCUCAGUACUGAACUAUUUCCAUUGAACAUUCAGGAUUUUUUUUAACAAAACAGAUAUCAUCAAGAAGGCAAUAGCUAGAGAAUGAGAGGUGCCUUUAAAAUAAAAUACAAAUGCAGCCUUACAGUGAGGAUGAGGAUUGAGCUGGGGGGGGGGGGGGGGGGGACUAUGGCAGAGAAAGAUUGAGAGACAGAGAGAGAGUGAAUGUGUGUGUGCGUGUGUGUUUGCCAGUCUGUGAAGAUCCUGAUUUGUGACCAUCAAUGUCUUUUCAGUGUAUCUGCUCAACUUCUAGGAUUUCAAGGGACAUUUCAUGCACUGUCUUCGUGCUCUUCUGAGCACCACGUGUACUUUCCAAGGAUUUUGAAUGUGAAUUCCUAGAAAUUUCAGUAGACAGGAAAAUAACUAUUCUUUCAUGAUAGUUAAGUUCAGGUAAAAGGAGAAAUUAUUGAUUCACCAAAAUUAUGGGAUCUUCUAAUGUUGGCUAGGUAAUUUUGUAAAAAUGUAAUUUUUAAAGGCUUACUUUUUUAGUACUUCAUAUAUUUCCCUCUUACACAAGAGCAUGCCAUGAAAUUCUUCUGUGAUGAAGAUCCAACUAGUAAAAAUUGUUUUUAGAUUAAACACCUGAACUAGUUAAAAUACCACCUAAGAAUAGUGUUUAAAUGGCAUCUUUCAUAUCUACCUCGUUGUCAUUGCUGCCAUUUUAAUGAAAGCAAAUCUUUAUGACAUCAGAAAUGACUGGAUGCAAUUUCUCUGUUGGUGCUUUUCUCAGGCUUUGUCAUUUAAGUUAUAUUGAACUAAGAUGUCACAAAUCAGAUUGAAAGACUCAGAGUUUUGGUUUUCUUUUGAAAGAACUGCUUAAAAUUUAUCAUCAGUGUUGAUAGUGAGUGGAUAUAGUUCAACUCUGGUUAGUAUACGUCUGUGAUAUUUUCAACCAAGAGCCAAACUGUUACUGAAUUUACAUGGAAAAAGAGCUCUAAGUACAGUUUUCUUCAGCUUACUUUAUUCUUUGAAAGCUAUUUCAAGGCUAUUAAGUACAUAAUCAUUAAUUUUAUGUACUCAGAAGUUGCCUUUGUUACUGUUACUUGUUAUUUAUAUAAUUGCAGUACUUUAUGUGUUUGACACUGGGAUUCAGGUUGUAUAAAAGUAGUAGCUGACUGAAAAUUAUAUGUAUAUUUUUGUGAAAUGUAUCAAUUCCAGAAGUUCCUUUUAGAAGAAGGUCCAGAAAACAUGUCCAUCUUUAAAAACAAAGGACAGGUCAUUGGUAAAUGAUUUGAAUCAUUUUUACUUUCAGCACUGGAAGCUUUUUAAUUGGCCGUAUCCAUCAUCUAGCUGGACCUCCAUGUCAGUGUAAGGGACACCAGAUUGACAAAGUAUUUAGCAGAUUGCAUCAGUUUUGUUUUUGUUUUUCUGUUUUCGUUUUUUUUCUUAAUCGGAAAAAAAAAAAAAAACCACAAAAAAACAAAAACCAAAAAACUAAUCUAGGCCAAACAGAGAUCCCUAGAUUCCACUUACUUAUUCUAGCAGUAUUCCUGAAGUGGUGCUUAGGGGUCAGAAUUUUCUGGAUCUUUGCUAGUUAAGCUUUAGAUUUGAUUUAACUGGGACCACGUGGUUGCCAUCCCUGUGAUGCAAAUUAAAAGUUCAUUUUAAUUUAGAUUAACUUUAAUGUCUGCCUGGAUUUUUAACAGGCUGUGAACCAGUGAGUGCCUUGUUAAUGUAGAAUGAUCUUCCCUGGUUGUUAGCUCCUUUCUGAAAAUGUCUCAGAGAAUGGUAUUUUAGUUGACUUGUACAGAGCUGCUAAGUUCGGUAUUAUCAGCAGUCAGAAAGCCUUCAGUCUACCAUGUACCUCCCUCCCUACUUUCUUCUCAUUGUUUGGCUGAAGUUUGCCUCUUGUGAGAAACAAAUUCGACCCCCCUCUCCACACGCUUUUUUCAAUCCAGAUUAAGAGGUAUUCCCUACAUGCAUUCCAACUGUAUGAUCUAAUAUCUGUUUUUAGGAGGAACCACUUCUUUGUAAUCCUGAAAUCUACUGGUUACUUUACGUCCUUCUUAACUUCAGUUUACUAGAGCUGACUCCAGGGCAUCAUCAGUUUAGAUUCCUACUAACUUCUUUUCUCCACCCCCCCCCCCCCCACCUUCUCCCCCGCAACUGGUGGGCCCUGGACCAGAUUGUUUGAUCUUCAGGUAUUUUUAAAUUUAGUUAUAAUAUCAAUUAAUGUAAAUUAAUCCAAAUGCUAAUUUUUGUGGUGCAAGAAGUUUCUUUUGUAAAUUCAGGGUAUGGAUAAGCUAAUUAAGAUAUCUUUAUUUGGUGGCUCUAAGUGUAUUAUUUGUUUUUAAAUAAAGUGUACAAAUAUAGAUAAUGUGCUA
This is a messenger RNA of Acinonyx jubatus (cheetah), 8199 nucleotides long. It is a transcript of the gene STRN, whose product is annotated as striatin. The record is from RefSeq and is a predicted model, not a curated record. Gene Ontology annotation, cellular component: dendrite. Bases 148 to 2574 code for a protein of 808 amino acids. Gene Ontology annotation, molecular function: calmodulin binding; protein-containing complex binding; protein phosphatase 2A binding. NCBI's taxonomy places the organism in Eukaryota, Metazoa, Chordata, Mammalia, Carnivora, Felidae. The transcript has 19 exons.